AUGCCGUUGGCCGUGCGAGGUCAGAGAGCUGUGGCACUGCUGCACUUCCUCUGCUUCCUCUGGGCAAUCUUCGCUCUGACUCAAAAUUUGGGGUUGCCUAAGUCGGUCCGGAAAGUGCACGACGAUAGUUAUGGCGGCCAAUGGAAAUACCUGACCUUCCUCAACCAGCUUCUACAGACAUUGCUGUACUUAUUAUGUGUCACAAUUGAUGCUGUAGCCCUGUUUGUCCCUUCCCAAGAAAAGAAAGUAUCGUCUAUGGUGCUGCCUAUUAGAGAUUUCAUCUUCUCUGCAUAUGUAUUCCCUGUUGGCUUAUUUGUAGCUAUUGCUUUCUGGGGCCUUUAUGCAAUUGACAGAGAACUUGUGUACCCUAAAGAACUGGAUGAGAUUAAUCCGGAUUGGCUUAAUCACACUAUGCACACUACUAUCCUGCCACUGCUUUUCAUAGAGCUGGUUAUAUGUUCACAUAAGUAUCCUCCUAGAUGGAAAGGAAUAUUGGGACUUGGCAUCUUUGCAGCUGUAUACCUAACAUGGAUAAUUUGGAUACAUCAUGUAGCUGGGAUUUGGGCUUAUCCAGUUUUAGGAGUGCUUGGUCUACUUGGAAAGGCGAUAUUUCUCUCCAUUGCUGUAGGCAUAAUGUUCAUCUUCUACUUCGUUGGGGAGCACCUAACAAAAUGGUUGUGGGAUGGUUCUUCAGACAUCUGGCAACUACAUCUGCUGAAGAAAAUGCUGCAUCUUGAAAGGAUUGUCUUGGUCAAACAAGGGUAA
Molecule: messenger RNA, 765 nt
Organism: Protobothrops mucrosquamatus (brown spotted pit viper)
Lineage: Eukaryota; Metazoa; Chordata; Lepidosauria; Squamata; Viperidae
Product: androgen-induced gene 1 protein-like
Exons: 6
Coding region: 1-765 (254 amino acids)
Cellular component (GO): endomembrane system; membrane
Source: RefSeq, a predicted model, not a curated record